This is a messenger RNA of Ochlerotatus camptorhynchus, 1522 nucleotides long. Its product is annotated as antigen 5 like allergen Cul n 1-like. The transcript has 5 exons. The record is from RefSeq and is a predicted model, not a curated record. Bases 232 to 1029 code for a protein of 265 amino acids. Lineage: Eukaryota; Metazoa; Arthropoda; Insecta; Diptera; Culicidae.
AGCGCGACGGAGAAAAGCUCCCGGUAAGGAGCUGCGGGUGUAUUUGAAUUCAAAGUGAAAUGCUCAAGUGAACAAAGGAAAGGCAGCAAGCGUUUUCGGUGGCUUUUUUAGCAACACAAGGAAGUUUGAGAGUUUGAAGCAGACGUGUAAGCGCAGGGCCUGUUCCUACUCCGAAGGAGUGAUUGAAGAGAUUUUAGUGAGCGACUGUAAGGAUUUACAAUUAGAAUCAAAAUGGUGUUGCUAGUGAAAAGAAUUGUUCCCGUAUUCGUCAUCCUGGCCGUCGUGCAGCGGUUAGGCGCUCAAAGGGAUUAUUGCGACAAAUCGUUGUGCAAAAACAACCAACCACACGUUGCCUGCGGCAAGGGCGACAGCUAUGGUCCAUUCUGUCCGCCGAACCGAGAGCUCGUUCCCCUGUCGGAGGAGGUUAAACGAUACAUCCUCGACUUGCACAACCAAUUCCGGAGUACCGUGGCACGGGGUGAUGUCACCGGUUAUUCGCCCGCUUCCCGUAUGCCAACAUUGGUGUGGAACGACGAGCUGCAGAAGCUGGCCGAGUACAAUGUGAAAACAUGCAUCUACGGACACGAUUACUGUCGAAACACUCCGGAGUUUCCGCUGGUCGGUCAGAACAUUGCCGCCAACUCGUUCUACGGCAUGGAAGUAACUCCAUUGGAUACGAUGACUGAGCUGCUGUACAGUUGGUACGGGGAGUAUGAGAACGGCAACAUGGAUUUCAUAAACUCCUAUCCACUGCUGGGACAUGAUCCUCCGAAGGAUAUCGGCCACUUCACACAGAUCAUGAUGGACCGGGCGGUAUCGAUCGGUUGCGCCAUGAUCCAGUACACCCAGAACGAACAGGGCCACGACUGGGUGCAUCAGAACUACGUCUGCAACUAUUCCAACUCGAUAGCACGAGGCCAUCCGGUGUACAUUGAAGGGCCUACCUGUUCCAAGUGUCUAACCGGAUGCAGUAGUGUCUAUCCGGGAUUGUGUAACGUCGGCGAACCGGUGGAACCGACCAAGACGUAGUUCGUCACUGAGACCGGGGAGGUAUUUACGAGUGUGGAUGGAAUUGUGGAAAUUCAUGCAGCAGCUUAAUAAUCAUGUACAUACGUAUCUUUUAGCCGAGCGAGAGACAGAAUGAUUUAACUAAUUUACUAACUCAUUCAAGUGUAUGCCCUAAGGACAAUGAUAUAAAUUAUUUUCGUAGCAAACGAGCAGAGCAGAAACCGUUUUUAUUACUCAUUCAUCCCAAAUCAUUUUCCCCAUUUUUGUGCCGCUAAUUAUGUUUAUUUUCAGGGAUUGUACGCAAGUUUUCAGCAAUUCAUCGAGGAUCUUUUUUCUGUCAUGUUGAGGAGUUAAUUUGCGUGUUUUUGCAUCUGAUUAAACACGUCCAUUAACUCUGGUACAUGAUGAUAAAAACGAGCACCGCACGGAAAAACAACUAACCGAAUGUGACUGUAAAAAUAAAUGAAAAUAAAAUCAAGUGAAUUGAAUACCACCAAAAACGACUAUGUUUCAA